AGAUCACGACAUUUCCCAGGGGGGUAAGCGCCUUCAUCAGGCUUGGGAUCGAUAGUCCCCGGGAAGCCCCACACGCUUAGGCUCUUGGGAGUUGUAGUGCUAAUCCAGUCAGGGUUGGAAACAUGGCGGUGACCAAGGAGCUCUUACAGAUGGACCUGUACGCGUUAUUAGGUAUCGAGGAGAAGGCGACGGACAAAGAGGUGAAGAAGGCAUAUAGGCAGAAGGCCCUCUCCUGCCACCCAGACAAAAAUCCGGAUAAUCCCAGAGCAGCUGAACUCUUCCAUCAGCUUUCUCAGGCCUUGGAGGUACUGACCGAUGCUGCUGCCAGGGCUGCAUAUGACAAAGUCAGGAAAGCCAAGAAGCAGGCAGCAGAGAGGACCCAGAAACUUGAUGAGAGAAGGAAGAAAGUGAAGCUUGACCUGGAGGCCCGGGAGCGGCAGGCCCACGCCCACGGCAGCGACGAGGAGGAGGAGGAGGAGAGCCGGAGCACUGGGACACUAGAGCAAGAGAUCAGACGCCUGCGAGAAGAGGGUUCCCGGCAGCUGAAGGAGCAGCAGAGGGUGAUCCAGGAGCAGAUACGCCAGGAACGGGAACAGAGGUUGAGAGGAAUGGCAGAAAAUCCUGAAAGCAAAGGAACCCCCAAGCUAAAGCUCAAGUGGAAGAGCAAGAAGGAGGCCAACUCACAGGACAGCUAUUCCAGAGAUGUCCUUCUGCGGCUUUUUCAAAAGUACGGAGAGGUGCUCAACCUGGUACUGUCCAGUAAGAAGGCAGGCACCGCUGUGGUGGAGUUUGCGACCAUCAAGGCUGCGGGGAUCUCUGGACCAGCUCAGAGCCAAGAUUUCCCAGAGCCCGUCCAGCUCCCAGGAGUAGAGGCACAGCGAGUGAAGGGAUGGACAGGAGAAUAUUCCGGGGAUGGCUUCAUUUCCUGCUGCCUGGCUCCACACCCUCCACCUUCCCCAGCACGCCUCCAGGAGCUGGCUGUCCAGAAUGAAGUGGGCCUAGUCGAUAACCCUCUGAAGAUUUCCUGGUUGGAGGGACGGCCCCAGAGCACAAUGGGCCCUAACCACCCAGGACUGUCCCAGGGUUCGGUGCGGUCUGAGAGGGACUAUGAGAGCCUCGUCAUGAUGCGCAUGCGCCAGGCAGCUGAGAGGCAGCAGCUGAUCGCCCAGAUGCAGCAGGAGGACCAGGCGGGGCGGCCCACGUAGCCUCCUGCCUCCAGCCCUCCCAUCCCACAGCCCUUUGCUUAAACGUCACCAAUAAACUUUUUUUUUUUUUUUUUU
Molecule: messenger RNA, 1280 nt
Organism: Mesoplodon densirostris (Blainville's beaked whale)
Lineage: Eukaryota; Metazoa; Chordata; Mammalia; Artiodactyla; Ziphiidae
Gene: DNAJC17
Product: DnaJ heat shock protein family (Hsp40) member C17
Exons: 12
Coding region: 123-1205 (360 amino acids)
Biological process (GO): spliceosomal complex disassembly
Cellular component (GO): spliceosomal complex
Molecular function (GO): RNA binding
Source: RefSeq, a predicted model, not a curated record